AAUAUAUCGUUGUUUAUAUAUAUCGUCGAUAUUAAGAUUAUCUAAUAGAAAGUUACUAUUUAGUACGCAUAUCAAGUGCACGAUAUAAACCAAGCCAAUAUCUCUAGUAGUAUAUAUUUCAGUGCAUUAUAACCUUCACUUGUCGGGAAAUUGUCGCCUAACCUCGAAAAGAAUAUUUCUAUUGCGCUGUAGUGCACAUAGUGAAAUGAAAUGUCACUUAAUUUCUUAUAUGUGUUAAUUUAUAAUUUAUUAAACAAUAAUGAUGGAAGUGAACAACAUCGAUGAAGAAGAUGAAGAUGUCGUAAUAAAAGGUAGCGCUCUUCAUGAACAUCUAUUAAAAUUUGGCUAUACAGAAUUUGAAAGUAUAUCUAUAUCCAAAAGAACAUAUUUUGAAGAAGACCAUUCUUUAAAUAUUAAUGUUAAAAAUACCUUAAAAAAAGUUUACACGAAGCUAUUUUCUUUUUAUUCUUGGAUAACACAGGAAAAAAACAUUUCUAGGAAUCAAUUAAGCAUUAUUUUGAAUGCAGAAGUUCUAUUAAAUGAUCAUUCUUCUAUGAUUAAUAAUAUUCUAAUUAAAUGCAGUAAUGAUUCUAAAAAAAUAAUGCUGCAAGAUUUAAUUGUGAAUGGAGUUAUAUUAAUCUCUUCAAUAUAUAUUUCAUUAAGUAAACAUAAGAUAUCGGUAUUAUUUACAUCAGCUGUCAUCUGUUGUACUGGUUACAUACAACAUUUACGUUUUCGUGCCAGCAAAGAUUUAAAACAUCUUAUAUCAUUGCAAAAUGAACUUUUAGCCAUGUGUAAGAAAAGUCUUAAGAUCUUACGGCAUGUGUUGAAAAUAAAAUUGAGUUUUAAAACACAUGUUCAACAGUUUUUUCACUUUCUCGGAGAAAAAUUGCAGUAUCUGCAAUCUUUGACAGAAACUUUACUAAGUUUUAUGGAAAAUAUUUCAUAUAUAUAUUAUGAAUGCUCCUUAUUGAUUGCGAAAAUAAUGCCAUCAGACAUAGUCAAUGGAGAGUUAUUUACCAAAUUUGAACGUAAUACAUUUUGUGCAUUUGGCGAAAUUAAUUAUCAGAUAUUAAAGAAAUCAUAUCACACUUAUCUUCUGGUACAAUCGGAAAUGUUACAUUUAUUAGCUAUUGCCUAUGACAGAAAUACCUGGAUAAGUUCUUGUCAAAAGAUUCCUGAAACAGAACUAACUUAUAUCAUCUACAUUUUAACUAAAAAAUUGGCAGUAUACAAAGUCAAACUGUCAAAAAUUCUUUAUGAUUAUGAUACUUGCAAAGCAGAACCUAUUCGAUACAAAGUACGGGACAUAGCAAAAUGGCAUGAUCCGUCCGUUCAAUUGGACUUGGCGUCUCAUAAACUACAAUUGGCUUAUAAUCAAGUGUUUUUAAUAUUUAAAAACAUUGAUGACUGCAUCAGUCAGGAGAGUGGUAUCAAUGAUAAAACAGCUGAGAUACUAAUGCAAAAACUGGAUAAAACAUUCAAGGAAUUUAACAUAGCUAAAAAUUUAGCAGAGUUUACCAUUUUGUUGAUAGCAAAAUCAGGAUUUAAUAACUUGAGAGGCAAUAAACCUAAAAUUAAUCAUACCAAGAUAGAUGAGAAUUCUGAUUUAUCUGUGAUUUUCAAUUCAGAUCCAGAAAUUCUCGACGAAGUAUUUGAAGAAUAUAUUAAAGAAGAAUAUUUAAAACCUUUGCAUGAAGAAAAAGACGAAUACUCACUGAAACAAUAUAAAUUAGAUAAUCUUUUGGUGAAAAACUUUAUGAGCGAGUUAAAAGAGGUUUUACUAGAUAAAAGAAAAUCUAUGUCCGAACGUGAAUCUAAAGCACUACAACGUAUAUACAAAAAUAUAUCAGAGGAUACUACACUGAAUAAUGAAAAUAAUAUAUGCAAAAACUAUCAAUUUAUACCUGUUCCACCACCAAUGCCUCCUUAUUAUUUAUGGUUAACUUCAUCAAAGAAUAUUACACUUAAUGCAAAUUGUGAGAAAAUCGCUUCCUCUAAUUGUAAAGUUGCAAAUGGUAGCUUAUCUAUUCAAAAAGACAUUGACAAAUUAAAUGAAGAAUGUAAUUCUGUAGAACCAUUAAGAUAUAAAAGCAUUUCAAAUAUAUCACUUACUGAAACUCAUGAUGAAGAAGAUAAAGAAACUGUUUCAUAUUUACCACAGAUUCUUCUUCAAACUCAAGCUUCUCAAUAUAUCAUGAAACUACCAUGUAGUUUUAUGCAGGAGGAAACAUUCAUAGGAAAUGGUGAAAACUUUGAAGACGAGAUUGUAGAUAAUCCAAAUAAUGAUGAUAAAAAUAGUGAAAAUUCCCAAUUAAAUAAUCCGUUUUAGUAAAUAUUAACAAAGCAUAACACACAUGUAGCAUUUUAAUAUAAUAAAAUAUCUCAUA
This is a messenger RNA of Odontomachus brunneus, 2390 nucleotides long. RefSeq lists its product as uncharacterized. The record is from RefSeq and is a predicted model, not a curated record. The transcript is spliced from 8 exons. Lineage: Eukaryota; Metazoa; Arthropoda; Insecta; Hymenoptera; Formicidae. Bases 260 to 2332 code for a protein of 690 amino acids.